UGGCGAUCCAAAAUAUGGCCAACCCUUGAACGAAACCUUAGGCAAGUCUCUACAGCGUGGUACCAUCUUAAGUCUGGGACGAAUCGUUUUUUGGAGGUGUAUAAAACGCUGAAGUUUGCUGGGAGGGUGUUAUCUUCCGUAGAGUCGAGCUCGUCUGCUCCGCAUCUUGCUUCAAGGGAGAGAGAGAAAGGGCUGCCUGGAGAGCCAGCUGAGGCACAGCGGAUCCAGCCUUCAUCGGUUCACUGCCCUGCCGCAAUGAGGGGAGGAAAUUGUGGGAAGAACGCCAAACAAGGCUGUUCGGUCGAAGGUCCUCGUAAGUCCACUGUUGAUGGCGUGUCCGAGAAGGCCGCGGACAAACGCAAUACGGAGAUGUUGGCCAGGAUCAAAGACGCCAUCGAUGAUUUAUUUGCGAAGAGAAGUGGUGAACGCGCGUGGGAAAAAGGCGUGACUGAGGCAGAGGUCCGACACCUAGUUUCUAUGGCUGCCGGUUUGCUCGAUCCCUUUGCCGGAUUCAAGAUAAACCCCAUCCGACAGGGUGAUACGGGAUGUUUCAACCUUCCUGAGGACACCGAUGAACUUGCCAGUCGGUGCUUGGAAGGGGCUGCGACAUCCGAUGGUGGGCAGGUGGGGAUUCCCGUUGCAAACGACGGGUUGGGCGCUUGUGUUUGGAUCGCCCUUGCUUCCGGGGCGCUCAGCGAACGGUGUUCCACCGGGGGUGCUGCGCUUGCCCUCCGUACAGCAGCCAUGCGGAUGGCGCUGCUGAAGAGCCCCGAGUUCCUGAGCCGUGACGGGUACCUUGCCGAGUACCGUUCUCCCGACCUCUUCGAUUUAAAGGAACACGACAUGGUGCUUAAGCUUGCAGGUCGUGAGUGGACGGAGAACAUAUCGCCGGACGUGGCCCGCAUGUACUACCUCUGUGCUGUCAGGAACAACUGCGGUCCUUUCAAGUAUAGCCAGCAGGCGGUCAUACCAUGGGCAGCGGAGGUGCUUGGCUUGAAAGUACGGGUGUUUCACCCAGCCGCUUCAGUUUCGCCGGUUGGCGGAAAGUGGAACAAGCGGUAUUAG
Molecule: messenger RNA, 1065 nt
Organism: Ectocarpus siliculosus
Lineage: Eukaryota; Phaeophyceae; Ectocarpales; Ectocarpaceae
Source: the annotation of a GenBank genome assembly